AUGAACGCUGCUACCAAUCUUCCCCCCGACAUCAACCGGGCUGAUACCCUCAGGGCCACAGCCAUCACGCUCCUAGCUAUAGCAAUUAUAAUGGUCACUCUACGGACCUCCGUCCGCAUCUUCAUAACCAAGAGCCUGGGCUGGGAUGACUACCUCAUGUUAAUGGGACUGCUGAUCAAUCAAACCCUCUGGAUCCUGAACAUCGCCAAAGAAGGCACGUCCAUUGCAGCGACCUACUACGGUGUCGGACGACACAUAUAUUACCUCUCCGCCGCGGAUGCAGUGAUGGUGCUAAAGCUCAACACGAUAGGGCAGCCACUCAACCUCAUCAGCUUCUUCUUUGUGAAGGCAUCCAUCCUGGCAUUGAUACUGCGGCUGAAACCCAAGCCCAUGUUCAAGUGGAUACUCUACAUCAUGCUUGCGCUUAUGGUGGUCAUCAUCGUGACAGGUGUGUUUAUCUCAUUUGCGCAAUGUCAACCCUUCGCCAAGAACUGGGAUACCACUAUUCCCGGCACUUGCUGGUCACACCAGGCCUUCAUCAAUGCACUAUACGCCCUGCAAGCCAUCACGAUCUUUUCGGAUUUAUGCUACAUGAUCAUUCCGAUCUUCAUCUUGUGGGAUCUCCAGAUGCCGCGGGAGAAAAAGCUGAGUGUGUUGGGUAUGAUUGGUGUGGGUUGUGUCUCUAUGGUUUGCUCCAUCGCCGCCAUUCCUUUUGCCCAAGACCUGAGCGCUAGUAUCGACGUUUCCUGGACGAUUGUUAACUUGGCCUCAGUAAAGAUUGGCGAGAUUAAUAUAGCCAUCAUCGUGGGCUGUAUUCCCCCAAUCCAUCCGCUUUUCAAUAAGCUUCGUGACUGCUUCGCCGCGCCCAAACUCGGGAUGGGCGAAACGUACGAGGCCCGUCUGGCGCGGCUGAAGCUGCAACCGAGCGAGUACGCCAUCCUACAGAAGGAAAGGAAUGGCUGCAGUCAGGGCAGCGCCAACAGGAGGGGGCCCUCAGUCAGCCAGAUGGACGGUAGUACAGACGAUGAUGCGAUGGUCUUGCAGGAGCACGGGGUUCCAGCCAGGCGGCCUGAAGAGACGGUCUAG
Molecule: messenger RNA, 1086 nt
Organism: Aspergillus sclerotioniger CBS 115572
Lineage: Eukaryota; Fungi; Ascomycota; Eurotiomycetes; Eurotiales; Aspergillaceae
Exons: 4
Coding region: 1-1086 (361 amino acids)
Source: RefSeq, a predicted model, not a curated record